Acaromyces ingoldii is the source of this 1566-nucleotide messenger RNA. RefSeq lists its product as hypothetical. NCBI's taxonomy places the organism in Eukaryota, Fungi, Basidiomycota, Exobasidiomycetes, Exobasidiales, Cryptobasidiaceae. Bases 311 to 1432 code for a protein of 373 amino acids. The record is from RefSeq and is a predicted model, not a curated record. The transcript is spliced from 2 exons.
CUUCCCGUCUCUGUCCUCGCCUUCGUCUCAAGUGUGAGCCCUGCGUCACCUCGCUGGUCGUCGCCCCUCCUUCUUCUCCUUGCGUCUUUGAUGGCGUUGCCCCGAGCGAAGGGUGACCACUAUCGCUAGUGCUACAGCUACUAGAGUCGGCACCUAAAUUGCGGACAGGUCAAGACAAUCCUAUUCCGAAAGUCGCGCUCGUGCCAACGUAAAUAAUCCAUUACAUCCCCCCAGACAAAUAGUAGCAGUAGUCGCUGUGGUCGCAACGUACCAUCACACGAAACAGAGCGACACAAACGAGCCUUUUCCAAUGGCGCUGCCAAACAAUGCCAGAGGCCAAAUUCAGGCCCUCUUGGCAGAGGCGGAGCGGGCCUCGUCGUCGCUCUUCUCCAGCAAUCGGCAGGGGAAAGACAGCAGCACGUUCCAACUCCUUCUCCACCCUCCUCUGCCUGCCAUUCUCGCCCCACUCCCGGGUCUCUUCCGACUGCUGGCUUUUCUCGUCGUCGCGCCCGUCAUCUUUGUCACGCUCGUCGACUUUGCGGGCUACGCAGUCUUCCGGACCCUGGGCUUUCGCAGAAGGAGGGUGCGCGUCAAGCAGCCACUGCUUCGCAGACGGAGCGACUCCCGUCCUGAUGCGUCCAGCCCUCGCAAGUUCCCCACCGGCAACACAUCGACACCAAGAACGCCAGGACCCGCGCCGCUCCUGCCGCCUGGCGCCUACGAUGCUGAGGAAUUGCUGCGACACCGCGCGAGGAGCGCUUCGUCGGGAUCCCAGGCAGAGGCUGCCGAGGAGUGGACGAGGACGGGCGGCACCUUUGCAAGGGUCAGCACCGUGCGAGCGAGAGAGGCUGCCGCCGCUGCCGCAGCAGCAGCAGCCGCGGCGACAGAAACGAGGAAGGAGGGAGGAGGACAGCCUACGUCAUUCUCAGCAGGAGAGAGCAGCAAUCCUGUCUCGCCUCCCGAUUCGCCCCGAUCUCUAUUUGCAAGGACAAAAGGUAUCGGUGUCGAAGGCGCUCUUGGCUAUUUUGACACCGAUGCGGAAGACAGCGGCGCAGAGAGUGGGAGCAACAGUCCGGUGGUGAUGAGGAGCACUGGCAGGAGGGGCCUCAAGAGCGACAAACUCGGCUUCACACCAAUGGAAGGAACGGCGGCGACGAAGCAGCAGGCAGCAGUUGUGGCCGAUCUUGAAGAUCAGAACGUCCUCAACGUCUCGUUGUCAGGCACAGCAGCAGAAGGGUCCUCCAGGGGCAGCGGCGCUACAUCGCCCUACUCAUUCGUCGGCGGCUCAAAUGAGCGUUCGCCCACAUUCGGAGCAGACAGUAAUUCAUCUUGGAUCGGCGUAGAAGCGGCACCGGCAUUGGACAAGGACGCCUUCAUGGCUGCUGCCGCUGACUUAGAACCCUUCCACAAUGCCAGCAGCAGCGCGCAGUGAUCUCGCACACGGAAGGAGAGCACGUCCUGUCAAAUACGCCUGCAUCUUUUCUUCUCUUGACUCAUUUGAAUUGAGAUUCGACUCGAUGAUCAUUAGCCUUGGGCGGACACGAGUUACUACUACACUACUGCCAC